ACUUUACAACUUCACAAACCAGCUUUUUCCCCCAGUUCGCCCUUUUUUCUCAAGCCAUAAAGCGGCUACAGCAUUAUGAUGCUCUUUGCACGUUAUCUGGCAAUAAAAUCCAGUGAACCAAUCUGCCCUAUAUAGCUGGCGGUGUGAUUUUUGACCGGGUCACACGAGGGAGGACCAGCGCGAACUCGCCGCAGCGUGAACAAUCCCGCUGCACUUGGCUCCACUGAUAUCAGCUGCGCUUGACUUUAGACAGACUUGACACCACAGCAGCGGCAGCAGUAAACAUGUCCCGUUUCGCCGUCCGACUCUUCAAACUAGUUUCUCAGCACGCGACAGCCAGAUCCGCGGUGUUACCGAGGAGGAUUUCGGUUUCCAUCCGGCCUGUGUCCACGUCUCAAGGCUUGCAGUCCCUCACUCGUUAUAAUGAGAGUACAGACUGGCAGAAGAAACUGACCCCAGAGCAGUAUGUAGUCACCAGAGAGAAAGGCACUGAAGUGCCCUUCAGUGGGAUCUACCUUAACCACUUCGAAGUGGGGAUGUACCACUGCGUCUGCUGUGAUGCUCCACUUUUCAGUUCAGAGGCUAAGUAUGACUCUGGGACAGGCUGGCCUGCAUUCAAAGAGGCUCAUGGGACAUGGGAGCGGGACGAAAGCUCCGCCUCCAUCAUUCGUCGCCCUGACAACAGCCUUGGUAGCACUGGGACAGAGGUCCUUUGUAAAAAUUGUGAUUCUCACCUGGGUCAUGUGUUUGAAGACGGGCCGGACCCAACAGGUCAGCGGUUCUGUAUCAACAGCGUGGCCCUCACUUUCAAACCUAGAGCAAACAACACACCUGAAAAGGAUGAAAAGGACUAAAACACACAGUUAUGUUUCAGUUCUCACCUGUUCUUUUAUGACAAAUUGAAGGACCAUCUAAAUGUCAGAGGAUUCAUUCCACGGUUCUGACAAACACAUAUUUACAAGUGAGAGCUUUUUGUGCCACAAAGUGUCUUAAUAAUUGCAUUUUUGCAGGAAGAGGACUAAGAGAAUUGAUCUUGUCUCUUGUUAAAAAACACUGGAUUUAUGCACUGGAAGGAAGUCGACAUACAGACCGUACAUGCAUCACACACACUAGUGUAAUCAGCUUUCCUAAUGAAAAACAUACUUCCCCCCAAAAGUCACUGUAUUAACUGUUUUCAUUAUUCACAAAUGUUCAUUCAGUUAGUCAUUUUGUUUUCAAACUGAAUGUAUGACUGUCUAUAUGCCCGAAAAAUGUCAAAAUACACUGGCCUAAAUUCAUUAGACCUCUUUGUCUGUAGGUAUUGCAAAACACAGUUAUGCGAUUGCUGCUUCAUGUGUUUAUCAGUCUGGAGUCACAUUUACAGAUCAAACUGCGUUAUUUUCUGUGUUAGGAAUUAUGAUGAUAAGUUGUCAAUAAAUUCACAUUUUUGUGUA
Molecule: messenger RNA, 1433 nt
Organism: Plectropomus leopardus (leopard coralgrouper)
Lineage: Eukaryota; Metazoa; Chordata; Actinopteri; Perciformes; Serranidae
Gene: msrb2
Product: methionine sulfoxide reductase B2
Biological process (GO): response to oxidative stress; protein repair
Cellular component (GO): cytoplasm
Molecular function (GO): peptide-methionine (R)-S-oxide reductase activity
Source: RefSeq, a predicted model, not a curated record